CAUGUUAAUUUUAGAAUGCUAUGAUUCUGUCUUCGGGAAAACAGUUAGUAAACAUCUGUCCUGUGUCAGUUAAAACAUAUUCUUCGUAGAAUACGAAAUGUUUUUACAAUGGACUGAAGAAAUAGAAGUUAGGUAAUUGAAGAAAAAGGUUAUAAAUAAAAUGGGUGCCGUGAAGAGCAGGCAGAAAACUAAAGAAGGGCUGAAAGCACAAAUUCAAGAAUUCAAUAAUAAAUUACAGACGGCCUUGCUAGGAUGUUACCAGGCCAAAAGAACUUUCAUCACCUUGUCAGAUUUGUGGUCAAGCAGCCGAUGUGAAGUCAUCACUACCAUCCAGUCUGUGGCCAAGGAAAUCAACCGGCAUCACCGCAAUGUCAAUUUAGCAAGCCUUACUGGUACAUCGUCCAGUAUUGCAGGCGGAACUGCUGCAAUUGGUGGUCUCAUUCUGUCACCAUUCAGUGGUGGUUUGUCAUUAGCCAUGUCUGCUGGUGGAUUAGUGGGUACAGUAGCUGGCUCUGCGACAACAUUGGGGGCCAAUUUGGCUGAAGUGUAUCUCACUAAAGACUUAACAGAGCAGGCUUCUAAAGCCUUAGAAACAGACACAUUCUACACCAAAGCUCUGAGUGCUGCCUUCAAAGAAGUUGUUUUGCACGAACAAGAUGUCCUAGUUAUUUUGUCUGAACUGAGGAACGAAACACUGUUGGACGAUUUAGAAAAAGUUUUGAGAGCAUCGCCCUGUUGCGAUGAAGUGAAGAAACGAUUUUGUCAUCUAAAAAGUGGCGGGAACUCUCUGGAAGACAUUCUAGUCCUCAUCAAAAGUUUAUAUUCCGAGGACAAAGAAUUUCUGAAUCAGUUGACGAAAACUGACAAUUUGUUUAGCGAUGCGCCUUCAUUUUCACGAACAAUUUCAUCAUCAUCAGAGUUCUUCCAGGACAUAGAAGCCAUGAAAGAGUUAGCUACAAUGGGUCCAGAAACGCUUAAAGGAAUAAGCGGGGCUGCGCUACAGAGCACAGCUGUUAGCAACGUUCAAGUGGCCUCUUUGACAACUCAAGUCAUCACAGCUGGUCUGGGAGCUAUAUUCGUUGCCCUGGACAUCUACCACUACAUGAAAGUUUCCAAAAACUACGAUGCUGGAUCUAAGACAGAACUAGCUUCGAAAUUACAAAAAGUAUCGGAAGAUCUCGCCAACGAAAACGAACAAAUUACAAAAUUGAGCGAGUUUUACAGACAACAAGUGAAAGUAGACCUUUUCAAUGAUUCGUGACUAUGUAUUUGUUAUAAGAUAGAUUUCUAAAAACUCUUUUUAAAUUACCAACUCGUUUGUAAAAACAACAAAAAAAAAUUUGUCUUUUAUAUUCAUAAUAUACCUCCAUUUUUUUCUCAUGUUUCUAAAACACUCAAUAAAAUGCAUAUUUACAAUGUUUAGAUUAUGUUCGCAAUUUUAACAAAUAUUGGAAACAGAACAAACACAAAAAUACUUACAAGGAAGAUUACGGAGAUGUCAUUUUCCAAUCAACAUGAAAUUU
Molecule: messenger RNA, 1523 nt
Organism: Parasteatoda tepidariorum (common house spider)
Lineage: Eukaryota; Metazoa; Arthropoda; Arachnida; Araneae; Theridiidae
Source: RefSeq, a predicted model, not a curated record